UCACGAAUUGUAAAUAUUUAAGAGAAACAGAGUGGUGUGAAAUGGCGUCCCUUCUUCCAAAAGACGGUGUCCUUCUUGACCUUACUGGCCAAGCUCCUUCACCUUCGAAGAAUUUUCACGAAUUCAAGAUAACCACAACUGAAGUGAUAUGGAGAACAUGGGUGAUUACACUGAGGAAUGAUGCUAAGAGGCUUAGUCCAGGUGAAGUUAUCGAACCAUUGGAAGACUUUCAGCAUGAUGACAGAAUGCAGUUUGAUGUUGGCAAAGUAUUUGGUGAAGGUGUUUUGAACUACGCCAUGCUCCUAUCGAAGGGAUGUUUUGAUUAUAUCAUGAGGGUUCCCAAACCUUUGAUGCUCUACAUGUGCUCAUUCUUAGAGUUGGAAGAUAUUGCCAGACUGUCACAGACCUGCAAGAGUUUUUAUGAGCUCUGUAGUGCAGAGGCAUUAUGGGAGCAGAUCUAUGAGACGCAUUGUGGUACGACUGUCACAGAUGAAAUGAGGUCUUUGGCUGAGGAAAUGGGAUGGAAGAAGAUGUUCUUCACAAAUAAACUUCAACUCCAGGUUAAACUGAGAAGACAUCAACAAAGAAUCCAAUCUCCAGAUAGUGGCACCAGAGCAUUCCUGACAGAAGAUGAUUAAA
Lytechinus variegatus (green sea urchin) is the source of this 639-nucleotide messenger RNA. RefSeq names its product F-box only protein 36-like (gene fbxo36). The transcript is spliced from 5 exons. Gene Ontology annotation, molecular function: protein binding. Bases 42 to 638 code for a protein of 198 amino acids. The record is from RefSeq and is a predicted model, not a curated record. NCBI's taxonomy places the organism in Eukaryota, Metazoa, Echinodermata, Echinoidea, Temnopleuroida, Toxopneustidae.